GCCUUGUGCCAACCACCCGCUCUCUGUGCGAAGAACACGGCAUCUGCGCAGCCCCGGGUGGCAGCAUCUCCUGAGUCUCGGCAACUGGCGGCGAGCUCCAGAGUACCACACCGAGCAAAAUACCUGCUGUGUAUACAGUGUACGUGGACCUUCACCGGUGUGCCGGGCUGCUUAAGCGCCCUUGGCGGCUCCUUUUGCGUUGCACCGAAUGUAAGUGAGCGUCAGGGCGUGGCAGCGUGCGGCAGGAAAAGGUAGCUGGUUGCCUUCGUGCGCGGUUAUCUACGCCCGGCUUCUGUGAAGGCCUACAAAUACACUCCCAGCAUUCAAGUUCCGCGGCUCCACGCCUCCCUCCAACAUGCGCUUUGGGCGCAAUCUCCAUCGGCAUCGGAUUCCUGAAUGGGCCUCGUCGUAUCUUGACUAUGGCGGUUUGAAAAGACGCCUCAAACUAGCCGUCCGCGACGCAGCGGGACGGCCGAGCAAACCCGAUCUGACAGACUUCUUCGCUGCCGUGGUGCGGGAAUCAAACAAGGUCGAGGCUUUCUACCAGCACCAACAUGGCCUCGUUCAAACCAAACAGCAAGCCUUCUAGCAGGAAAAUGGCCUCGAUGAUGCGACGUCCAUAUGCGUGUCGAGCCUGGACCGUGCCGAGCAAAGAGAUGCAUUCGCCACUUGUCUCGAAUACAGCCUGGACUCACGGCGACUUAGGUGGUAUGCUAAGGUUAACCGUGAUGGCUUCCUAUGUCUGGCUCGGAAAGUCGAACGGAUUCUUGUCAACACUCGCCCUCGUAAUAUCGAAAUCUCCGCAUUUGAGUUUGCCUGUCAAAGCGGAAGCCUGCAGGC
Molecule: messenger RNA, 840 nt
Organism: Mytilinidion resinicola
Lineage: Eukaryota; Fungi; Ascomycota; Dothideomycetes; Mytilinidiales; Mytilinidiaceae
Exons: 2
Coding region: 356-589 (77 amino acids)
Source: RefSeq, a predicted model, not a curated record